AUAAGCAUAAAUAUGAUGUUUAUCAAAUUAAGACUAAUAAAGGCGUAUUACCAUCUCCAUGAAGAUAAAUCUUUGAUAUUUUUAUUCACCCAUAUAAACUUAACCGAUUUUAGUCGUUACUGCCUUUCCCGCAAAAAUUGUCAUAUCUAGCGUAAAAGAGAGAGGUUACAGAUUAUUUAAUUCGAUCGCCUUCAAAUCCGCCUGAAUAAUUUGUGUAAAGUUGGGAAUGAGUUGCUUUUUUUUCUCUGGAUACUCAUUGAGUUUAUAUGGAUGAUCUAUUGUUGCAGCCUUCGUUGAUUUUAUGGGACUGUUUUGAAGCUGGAUAAACAAGCUGUAGUCUAUGUUCUAUCCUAAUGAUAAUAUUUUAUGAGUGCUUACGUGCAAAAAAUGUUAUGCUAAUUUUCUUCUCAUGAAAAUCUUGAAACUUGGUUUUGGUGCAAAUAUCGUUUUUGUUUUCCAUGGGAUUGAAGUUAUUGUCAAUUUCGGCGGGAUGCACCAUUUUAAACCUUGUAGGCCUACAUUAUUGGAAGCAAAUGUCACUUGAGAAUUAUAAACCAGACGGUUUGAUUGUUGAAGAUCUUAUUAAUUCCGAUAGAGCAAGCCAUUCCUUGGAGCUGCUUUUGAGUUUAUUCUCUACUCCUGCAUUGGUGGCCAGUUUUGCACUUAAUGUAUUUAUUUUUAUAAUUUUAUGUCUCAAGAUGAUAUUCUUUUCAGAGUUGUACUCCUCUGAAAUUCGAAAAUUAUUAGAACGCCUCAUUAACUACAUCAUCUACAAGGGAAUAUUUCUUCCGUUAGUGGUUCCGCCAACAAUAUUUCAAAUAGGCUUGUGGUCAACUUGGUUGGGUGUGGUUUGUUUCUUAAAGAUGUUUCAAGCUCUAGCUAGGGAUCGACUUGAGCGUUUGAAUGCUUCUCCUUCUGCAACUCCAUGGACAUACUUCCGUGCAUAUUCUGCACUGUUGCUGGUUUUCUCUGUUGACUUGCUUUGGAUGUGGCUAUGUUUUACCAUAUACAGUGCAACAAGUUUAUCAGUGUCUUUGUUGUUAUUUUUUGAGCCUUCUAGCAUUGCUUUCGAGACACUACAGGCCAUGGUGGUUCAUGGAUUUCAGUUGCUCGAGAUAUGGGUGCAUCACUCUGCAGGAGAUAUUGCAAAUUUCCGGUUAUCUAAAAUCUUCGAUAUAUCCCCUGCAGGUAGCACUAUUACUAUAGGUUCGUUGUGGGAGUGGAAAGGCAUCCUUAUCCGGAAUUUGGGGUUUUUCCUGGACAUGAUGACACUGCUGAUGUCCAUUGCUCAUUAUCUUCAUAUUUGGUUGCUCCAUGGCAUGGCAUUUCAUCUUGUGGAUGCUGUCCUUUUCCUGAACAUCCGGGCCCUUUUAAGUGCAUGCGUAAAACGUGCCAAAAGUUUCAUCAAAUUGCGGAUGGCUUUGGGGACCCUUCAUGGGGCACUUCCUGAUGCUACACAUGAGGAGCUCCGAGUAUAUGAUGAUGAGUGUGCUAUUUGUAGGGAACCAAUGGCGAAAGCUAAGAAGCUGUCUUGUAAUCAUCUUUUUCAUCUUGCAUGCUUGAGAUCUUGGUUAGAUCAAGGUUUAACUGAGAACUAUUCUUGCCCCACUUGUCGGAAGCCACUUUUCAUGGACCAACCCGAAAAUGGGGUAAGCCCCCGUGCAGCAGAAAUUUCAAGAGAUGAGCAGCUUGCACGUGAAAUGAGUGCUGUACUUGAGAGGCCAAAUCUUCCUGGCCAUAACCUGCCCUUUGGAGCAUUACCUAACCAGCCACAGAAUUUGGAAAAUGGUGAUCAAAGGAGGACUGGAAUUGAAUCAAGAUGGUUGGGUUUAGAUGGAGCAGGCCCAUCUGGAUUUGGUCGUGUUCAGAUGGUAAUGAGGCAACUUGCAGCCGUGGGAGAGACUGCCCUUGAAGAUGCUGCAUGGGGAUUGUUUCCUCCAAAUCCUUCUCAAGCUGGUACAUCCAGGACAGGAACUCCUCCUCCGGGUCCUCUGCGGUAUCCCGGAGGUUCUGGUGGUUUAAGUAUGAGGUCACCGUCACAUGCACUGAAUGAUGAUAUAGCAAAUAUACUCAUCAUGGCUGAAACAGUUCGGGAAGUGCUGCCCCACAUACCUGAUGAUUUAAUCUUUCAGGAUCUACAACAGACGAAUUCUGUGAUGGUCACUGUGAAUAAUCUUUUGCAGAUGUGAUUUUUAGCUAUUUUUUUGUUCCUUUCCUCCAAGUCCUUGAUAAUGGAAGGCUAUAACUGCUGCAGGCUUGCGACGCAUGAAAUCGGCUUAUUUGCACCUUGUUGUGCUUUGUAUUAUAAGCGUUCUUUUGUUCUUGUUGUGUUUAAUACUAUAAGCGUUCUUUUGUUUAUAUACAAGGGGCUUAGUAAAACCAUUUCUUCAGGGAAAAUGUGCAAAUAUCACUCUUGUAAGGAAAUAAAUACAUUCUCUUUAAAUGGAUACUUGUUAGUUAAGAUCUUA
This is a messenger RNA of Olea europaea var. sylvestris, 2468 nucleotides long. RefSeq names its product E3 ubiquitin protein ligase RIN2-like. Gene Ontology annotation, biological process: positive regulation of plant-type hypersensitive response; protein ubiquitination; ubiquitin-dependent protein catabolic process. Gene Ontology annotation, molecular function: ubiquitin binding; ubiquitin protein ligase activity. The record is from RefSeq and is a predicted model, not a curated record. Gene Ontology annotation, cellular component: ubiquitin ligase complex; plasma membrane; cytosol. NCBI's taxonomy places the organism in Eukaryota, Viridiplantae, Streptophyta, Magnoliopsida, Lamiales, Oleaceae. The coding region runs from base 459 to 2189 and encodes 576 amino acids. The transcript has 14 exons.